CUUUUUUAAUCGCGCGGGUGAUCGCGAGUUGUUGACCGGCAGCCUGGUGCGAGCAUGCACGCACGUGCGCUCAAAGGCUGCACACACACACUGAGAGGAAAGGCUGGGACACGGGUGACAAGAAAAGUCAGGGGUAAAAAGUACCUGUACAGGAGUGAACAAGAAAAAUAUAGAAUGGUUUACGUUUCAUCAAACAUAAACAAAGAAAGUGACACAGGCGGACAGAGACGGAUAAAUAGCCGAGGGAGAGAGAGGAAAGGAGAGAGAGAGCCAGAGGGAGAGAGAGGAGGGGUUAUCCAGCCUCUGCCUCUUCACCCGACAGUGCCCCGCACUCUCACUUAAGCCGCCACACAGCGCCGGCCGGGAAAUAACCUGAAAUACUUUUGAUUAAAAAGAAUCCUCCGGGUGACCUCCGGUGUGACUCAGCGCAACUUCUGACGACGACGCCGAAGUGUCCCGGUGUACUUUCUGAUCCUCGGCGGAGCGCAAACACGGAGUUACCAAAGUCCGCGACAGGCUCCAGCGAUGGUGACUUUACGCACGGGAUUUGGAAGCUGUUUGCACUGACUCCUGUUCUCGCCGCCGAAAACUCUGUCAGCGUCGCUCCCCCCAAAGAGUCGUCAAGUUUGCAAGAAGCAUACAGCGCAUGACGAACGACUGAAUCCAGGUGAUGUUCAUGAAUUUUAAAGUGCAUCCUUAAGUGUGAAGAGGGUGUUGGAGCUGAAGCCUCUUAUUUCUAAUGAUGUCUUCCAUGCGAGCAACGCCUCCCUUUCAUCCACCGCCCGAGGAAGCAGAAGUGAUUGGUCAGGACAGUGCAGGCUGGGUUGGUGAUGAGCACGACGGCCCAAAGGAGACGGUGUCGCCUUCUUUGCAUGACCAGUCCCACCCAGAUGAACUGCAGCCAAUCAGAGAGAAACCAACAGACGCUGAGUGGGAGAGUGUCAGUCCUGCUGUGAUGGACAAUGAAAGCAGUAAAGGUGGCUCAGUCUACUCUUACCGGACUACCUCUACCUCUCCAACCAAGCCAGAGGAGUGUCCAAGGGAUCGCGGGGAGCCUGUGAUUGGCCUCGCCUUUGGGACGCCAGAGCGCCGCAAAGGGAGCCUGGCAGACGUGGUGGACACACUGAAACAGAAGAAGCUCGUGGAGCUGACCAAGACAGAGCAAGACGAACCCUCUUGCAUGGAAAGACUCCUCUCUAAAGACUGGAAGGAGCGCGUGGAUCGCUUGAACGCCACUGAAUUCUUGGGGGAGGUUAAAGGUACGCCAGAGUCGCUGGAAGAGAAGGAGCGCCAGCUUUCCACCAUGAUCGGUCAGUUGAUCAGCCUGAGGGAGCAGCUUCUUGCCGCCCAUGAUGAGCAAAAAAAGAUGGCCGCCUCGCAGCUGGAGAAGCAGAGACAACAGAUGGAGCUGGCCAGGCAGCAGCAGGAGCAGAUUGCCAGACAGCAGCAGCAGCUGUUGCAGCAGCAGCACAAGAUAAACAUUCUUCAGCAACAGAUCCAGGUCCAGGGUCAUAUGCCUCCUCUGAUGAUACCAGUGUUUCCUCACGACCAGCGGUCUCUGGCUGCAGCUGCCGCAGCACAGCAAGGCUUCCUUUUCCCACCAGGCAUGUCCUAUAAGCCAGAGUUUUCACCUUUUGCACACCAACCCAACAAUAUAGACAUAAGGGCGACGCACUCAGAAAAAUCACGUGAGAAUUACCCAAUGCAGUUCAUUCCAUCUGCAAUGGCAGCUGCAGCAGCGACUGGACUCAGCCCGUUACAACUACAGCAGCUGUAUGCCGCCCAGCUGGCAAGCAUGCAGAUCUCACCAGGAGCCAAGAUGGCUCCCCUCCCACAAGCUCCCAACUCCUCCAGUCCUCUUUCUCCCUCCACCCUCAAGAGCGAGAAGCGAGCAUCCAGCCCUGUCUCUCAGAUUAAGGAGGAAGGAUCCACACAGCCACUGAACCUCUCAGCUAGACCCAAGACAGCUGAACCUCUUCGCUCCCCGACAUCCCCAACACAGAGUCUGUUCUCUGGAAACAAGACCAGCCCCACAGGCAUGGGCAAAGGCCGCAUCCCCAGCCCAAUUCCCAGCAUGGGCCGGAACACCUCCCUGGACAUAUUGUCCAGUCUCAACUCCACAGCACUGUUUGGGGACCAGGAUGCAGUGAUGAAGGCCAUCCAAGAGGCCAGGAGCAUGAGGGAGCAGAUCCAGAGGGAGCAGCUCCACCAACAGCAGCAGCAGCCAGGACACCAGAGUCUGGAAGCAAAGCUAUCUGCCCUCAGCAGCAUGAACCUCAACAACGGCAACAAGGAGCGGCUGCACUAUGAGACACUGAGCCAGCACCUGGGGAAGCUCGGAGAGGAUGCUGGGAAGAUGGUUCAUCGAGUCAUUGACCUGACAAGACCAGAAGAUUUAGAUGGGAGUAACAUCGCAGAGGCACGGGUGUUCAGAGAGGCACGAGGCAGGAACAACAGCGAGCCCCACAUUAAGAGGCCCAUGAACGCCUUCAUGGUGUGGGCCAAAGAUGAGAGGAGGAAGAUCCUGCAGACCUUCCCUGACAUGCACAACUCCAACAUCAGCAAGAUCCUUGGCUCUCGCUGGAAAGCCAUGACAAACCAGGAAAAGCAGCCAUAUUACGAGGAGCAGGCCCGCUUAAGCAAGAUCCACUUGGAGAAAUAUCCCAACUACAAGUACAAGCCACGGCCCAAGAGAACCUGCAUCAUUGAUGGCAAGAAGCUACGCAUCGGGGAGUACAAGCAGAUGAUGCGUUCACGACGUCAGGAAAUGAGGCAGUUCUUUGUGGGGCCUCAGCCACCCAUUUCUCUGGGCAACAGUCCUGGAAGUGUAGGAGUUUACCCGGGUGCCAUAAGUAUGGCAACAGCAGCUACACCAUCCCCACAUCUGACCUCAGACUGCUCCAGCAACUCGGCCAGUCCUGAUCCUGCCAUCCCCGUCAUUCAGAGCACGUACGGUGUAAAGUCUGAGCCUGGCAGUGGAGGAGGCAGCAAUGGCAGUGUGAUCGGAGCCUUGGAUCUGCCCAGCGACCCCAAUAAUGGAGACAAUGACAUGGACAUGUAUGAGGACUUUGAGGAUGAGCCCAAGUCAGACUAUAGCAGCGACCACGAGACACAUGAGGCUGUCAGUGCCAACUGAGUAAGCUCAGGGUGUCAGAUGUAAAAAAAAGAGAACAACUCCCAUUAUAGUCAGAGACAUUUCUUAAAAAGACAUUUUAUUACUGAGACCUUCAGUUUAACUUUUCAGGACAUGUUGCGUCAUGCACCGAGCAUGCCCCAACAGGAUUUCAAAUCAGCUCAGACAUGCUCAGAAAGUUCUGGGAUAGUAUCUUUGAUGGACGCCCAUUUGAAGAAAUGGAAAAACGAAGGAAUAGGAAAAACGUGACCCAAGAACACAGUCUGAUCAAUCUUCAGAUGUCCAGCUGACAGUGAACUUCAGUUUCCUCUACUUUGACAAUCUUAACAGGAGCGAGAGAAAAAAAGAGUUAGACAACAGAGGAUGAGAGAGAAUGGGACAAAGAACAAACGAGCGACGAACACAUUGCUGUGUAGUUUGUGAAAGAGCAUGCAUGGAUGUCGAAGAAUUAGGAAUCGGUCUUCAACAGCUAUUUGGUCUUAAAUGUUUAAGGAGUGAUUUAGUUUUCAUUGUUAUGUAUUUACUUUUCGGCUUUUUUUUCCUUUUUUGUUCUAUAGACUUCUUUUCUGACAGGUCACUGCCUGUACAAACUCUAGACUGUCGGAACUUGAAAUUUGGAAAGUUUUUAAUAUAAAUCCUAGCUCUUGUAACCUUAUAGUCUUACUUUUGUUUCUUACGAUUUCUUUGCUACACACUUUUUUUUCUGACAAACUGCUUACCUUACAUUACUGUUUCUUUUUUUUAAAUAUCCCAGCUCAGGUAUGAUGUGCCAGCUUGUGAAUGUGUUAUUUGUUUUGUUUGUUUUCAUACAAAAAGAGUGGUAGGACUUUUCAGACUGUCAAUGAAAUAAAGGGAGCAAAUUCCCUUACAUUAUUAUUAUUAUUAUUA
This is a messenger RNA of Pundamilia nyererei, 4021 nucleotides long. RefSeq names its product transcription factor SOX-6-like. The transcript has 17 exons. Gene Ontology annotation, biological process: positive regulation of chondrocyte differentiation; regulation of transcription by RNA polymerase II; central nervous system development. Gene Ontology annotation, cellular component: nucleus. Gene Ontology annotation, molecular function: RNA polymerase II cis-regulatory region sequence-specific DNA binding; DNA-binding transcription factor activity, RNA polymerase II-specific. Bases 740 to 3136 code for a protein of 798 amino acids. The record is from RefSeq and is a predicted model, not a curated record. NCBI's taxonomy places the organism in Eukaryota, Metazoa, Chordata, Actinopteri, Cichliformes, Cichlidae.